AUGGGGAAAAAGGUGAGAUUGGCACAAGUCAAUCUGGAGUUUAUUUACUGUUCUUUUCCAUCUCUUCCCAGGGGUGUUAGCAGUAUUGUCAGGCGCUGUAUCGAGAGGAAGACAGAAAUAGAAUAUGCUGUAAAGAUUAUUGACAUUACAUCUGAGCAUCUGACUCCAGAGGAAUUGGAAGAGAUUUGUACAUCUACUGCACAGGAAAUCAGCAUCCUCAAGCAGGUCUCAGGGCACCAACAUAUAAUUUCACUAAAUGAUUGUUAUGAAUCAUCAAGCUUCUACUUCCUGGUGUUUGAUCUGAUGAAGAGAGGAGAACUAUUUGAUUACCUGACUGAGAAAGUUACUUUGAGUGAAAAAGAGGCCAGAAGCAUCAUGCGGGCACUGCUUGAGGUGGUUCAGUUCCUCCAUUCGAAGAACAUUGUACAUCGAGAUCUCAAACCUGAGAAUGUUUUGCUUGAUGAUGACAUGAACAUCAAGUUGUCUGACUUUGGAUUUUCAUUACAACUUGGACCAGGCAAAAAACUGAAAGAAUUGUGCGGGACUCCAGGAUACCUGGCUCCAGAAAUUCUACUUUGCUCAAUGGAUGAAACUCACCCUGGAUACAGCAAAGAAGUGGAUUUGUGGAGUUGUGGAGUAAUUAUGUACACACUGCUGAGUGGCUCACCACCUUUCUGGCACCGGAAGCAGAUGCUAAUGCUCAGGAUGAUCAUGGAUGGAAAUUACAAUUUUGACUCUCCAGAAUGGCAAGAUCGAUCAGAAACUGUGAAGGAUCUGAUUUCCCACCUUCUGGUCGUGAAACCUGAGAAUCGAUUCACAGCAGAUCAAGCCCUAGCACACCCUUUCUUCCAGCAAUAUGUGGUCGAGGAAGUCCGCCAUUUCAGCCCUUUCAGAAAGUUUAAGACCAUCAUCUGGACUGUACUGGCCUCAGUUCGUAUUUAUUACAAAUAUCGCCGAGCGAAGCCCCUCACCAAACAGGUGCUGAUUCGAGAUCCUUACGCUAUUAAGGGAAUUCGUAAAGUGAUUGAUGGCUGUGCCUUCAAGGUGUAUGGACACUGGGUGAAGAAAGGUUUGCAACAGAACAGAGCAGCCUUAUUUGAGAAUUCUCCAAAAGCUUUCCUGUUCUCACUGGGCAAUGAGUUCGGUUAUGUGUCUGAACAACGUAUGGAAUGAGUUCUUUCAUUUAACUUCUGACCCCACUUUCCUCUUUAGUUUUCAGAUGGGUUGUGUGUGAGGCUGAUAAUCUAACCACCAAUUUAAGAUUCAUAGAAAUAUAGCACCAGUGUGAGCUCCGUUGUAGUGAUUAGAAUUCAAGCAUUCAUGUGUGAGGAGCUAACCAUUUAUUGAACUAGGCUUUCUGAUAGUGCUCUAGAGAUGCCCUAACCCUGAUGGCAGUAACAAGUAUUGUGUUCUCCCCCUGCCCAGAGUGUUCCUUUCUCGACUUACCCCUUUCUAGUUCCAUUCCUAUCUUAAGGAUCCUUGCUGUGUCUCUGACCAUACCUCCCAAUGUAAAUGCAUUUUGGAGAAGUCAGCUCCUACAGCAAUUACCAAUUUACUGACCAUUUAAGGCACCUCCCCUCAGCCCUACAUACCACCACAGCUUUCAAGUGGAGGCCACUCAUGAGACUGCAGCCAAGGCCCAGUGGACAUCAGAAGUGAAAGUACCUCGAGGGACUGGAGUCUCACCAGAGCUUGGCUGUCAGGAUAGGGUUGUGUUAGUGGGUUGUUGAGCUUGACAGAGUGGGGAAAGGUGAACAUAGAGGUGGGAAGAGUUUGGGAGAGCUCAUUCGGCCCGGGGGUCAGCAGACGUUCAGCUUUCCUUUGUUCACAACUAGAUCGAACAGGUGAAGUGGAAGACACACACUUGGUACAGACCUCCAUUCACCAUGGGGAAAGUCGUAGCCGAUUGAGGUACAAUUGAGGCAUUCAAAGAGGGCACUGUAUACUUUUUUGGAAAGAGAAAAGGCAGGAGAUUGGCACAAAAUAAUGAUACCCAUUUGAAGGGACAGUAUAGGGAUGAUGGGCUGAGUGACCUCUUUCUGGAUCAUAACAAUUUUGUGAUUUUGUGAGGAGUGGAAAGAUGCCCUUAAAUGGACAUUCACUGACCCGUGGCAGACAAGCCCCUUGAAAUCACCAUCCUGCACAGAUAAUGAGCAGUUGUCUAACGGAGUAGGGGUAUCAAGGAUUACAAGGAAAAACCAGCCUAUUGUUCCUAUUUCUUAUAUUAUUAUGGGAAUGGUGCCUCCAUCACAUUCACUACACAUCUGCCAUCCCAACCUAAGACAGAGACAGAAUUGAAUGGGAGUAUUCUCAAAACUGACUCCCCAGAGGUGUAAAACUUCAUCUUUGAAUCUGUGGCACUAGCUUAAAUUUAUAAACAAAAAUGAAAAGAACCAACAAAGAAGACAUUUGCCCUGCAUGAAAUGAUAACUUGUUUUGUUCAGUCCACCACGGAAUCUGUCCUUUGCUGAAUGAUUGUGCUGUCAUUGCAUGUUGUCUGACAGGCUGUGUGUGUGACGUGCCUGCACUCUAGUUCUUUUCCAGUAAAGAAAAAAGUAUCAUUUUUGA
Molecule: messenger RNA, 2568 nt
Organism: Chiloscyllium plagiosum (whitespotted bambooshark)
Lineage: Eukaryota; Metazoa; Chordata; Chondrichthyes; Orectolobiformes; Hemiscylliidae
Source: RefSeq, a predicted model, not a curated record